Sodiomyces alkalinus F11 is the source of this 3231-nucleotide messenger RNA. RefSeq lists its product as hypothetical. The transcript has a single exon. Gene Ontology annotation, molecular function: S-adenosylmethionine-dependent methyltransferase activity. The coding region runs from base 1 to 3231 and encodes 1076 amino acids. The record is from RefSeq and is a predicted model, not a curated record. Lineage: Eukaryota; Fungi; Ascomycota; Sordariomycetes; Glomerellales; Plectosphaerellaceae.
AUGGCUGAGCUGGUUCUUCUGCCGUCGUCGACUUAUCGACCCCCCUCGCCUCCGCUGGCUCGGAGACCGGGGAAGUUACUUAAUACCAUAAUUGAAGAAGAAUCCGAGGAAGAGAGUGGCAUCCGUCACCGCCACGGCAUACAGCAGCAGCAGCAGCAGCAGCAGCUCUCGAACACGGCGGGUGGUCGAAAUGGCCAGAAGCUUCGUCCUCGAACCGACAUGCACAUCGAAGCAUGGCUGUCACCCAUGAGCGACCAUUUUCCUACCCCCAGGGGAUUCCACUACCUGGCUGCGCCUAUUCUGCCGUCUUCCCCGUCCACCGGAUCCACGGACGGUCCGCCUUCUCCGUCACAAACCUCGAACCAAUGGAACUACCGGUCAAGCGUCAUGACCGACGUGACAGAGUUUGACGACUUGUACGGCCUCAGCGAUGAAGAGGAGCCGCUGGGGCCGCUGGGGCCGCUGGGGCGAACGCCGUCCAGGAAGUCUUCGCACAAGAGGAAAGGUGCGACUGGGGCGGUCACGCCCGCAUCUCAUGCUCGGGGGAAUCUGCCGCAGCUCGUCAUUCCCAAUACACGUAACGGCCCGACCGAGGAAUGGUCCGCGACGUCGGCGAGGUCUGCUGGUCUCAAGAAGCUAACUUCCCCCAUUCCGCCAACCCCUCCCACCCGAGUAGAAAUGUCGCCUCAGGUUUUUUCCUUCAUGCAGGCUCGCCAGGCCCAGGAGGUCCCAACUCUCUCUGCUCCCCCAUCCUUGGACGGUAGUCUGGACGGAAGUCUGAGUUCGGAGCAGAUGGCCCAAAUGUCGGCCCCGCCCACGCCAGUCAUCGGCAAUGACGACAAUGUACAGGAGGACGGCUGGUCCGGUGUUCAGCUCCAGCCCGGUGCACUGGCAACCCUGCAAGCUCUCUCGGGGGAGAGCGACAGCGGCAGCAUGACCGCACACGAACAGGAGGGGCCAGAGCAAGUACUCGAAGUCGAAGUUCCUUCUGAGCCGAUCCCAGAGAUGCGCCAGCAGCCACUUCGCAUCUUCACCGGCCUCCACUUCCAGGCACCUCGCACUGCAGAGUUGACGCCGGCAUCGCAGCACCGCUCCCUCGCCGACCUGACAAGGCUCGAGAUCCCUUCUCCUGGCGGCUUCUUCUUGGGCCUUUCGCCUCGUACGAGGAGCACCUGGCACAUGCUUAGCAAGAGCCCCGAGGAACUGGCACCGCCCACUUCGACAACCGCCGAGCAGUUCUACCGCUGUCCCUGGAACGCGGAGACCUCGGCCCCGCCCGUUCCUCGCAUCCCCUCGGCCCUCGCCUUGCCGACAAGGCUUGCUGCCAACGACAACAUGGCCGAGCAGUUCUACCGCGGCGUCGCUGCCUCGUCGUCACCGGUCGAACAGGUCGUGGAAGUCAAGGAUGAGGACGACAUUGAGGACGACAUGCCCACUGCACGGCCUCCCCAGGUGCCGAGCACGGCCAGUGCCUCGGAUUCGUUCACCGUCGCUGUGGAACCCGUGUCUCCGGAGGUGGAGGUGGAGGAGGAAGCACCAACGGAGAUCGUCACCGUCUAUGACCCUGACUACGCUCGUAAGCAGCAGGAAGUUGCGCUGUCGAAUCUCGACCGCACAGAGAUGUGGCUCAUGGCACAACGAUCGUACCUGAAGCCUGUCGAGAUCGAGGAGAAGGAAGGAAGCCAUCAGGGACUCCCCGCCAUCCCCGAAGACACCGAGGAGGAAGAGGAGGAGGAGGAAAGGGAAAGCAAGACAUCCGGGACGGAACUCGAAGUCCCAAUGCUGCCGAGGAAGAAGACAGUUCGCUUCUCUUCCAUCGUCACCACCACCCGCGCCCCCUGCCGCCUGCCUUCUAAGCUUCUCAGGCAGGAGUCGGCAUAUUACCGCGCGUUUCAGGACUAUAUCAUCCGCAAAGGGUCCCUCGACGUCUUCGUUCAUCGGCUCCCUCGCUUCGAGGCCCUUCAGGCCCAAAGGAUCUCUCUCCCCGAAUACCAUCGCAACCAGCUCAUGGGCAAGUACCAGCUGAGCGUGGUGCCCCAAUCGGCGAAGAAGCGACUCAGCGCCAACGUGGCCCGGGGUGACGACAUUCUCCUCGAUGAUCCCGAAAAGCUUCGCCAAGAGAAGGAACAAGAGGCCAUGAGCCAAAUAGCCAUGUCUACCUGGCACGUGGCCGCCAACAAAAUGCUCAACGGUGGCCGUCUCAUCUCGUCGCCCGUCGCCAAGCGUCUCGCACACGCCUCACGCAUGGCUCCGGGGAAGAACGGUGUUGCUCGCGAUCGCGCACGCAUCCUUGACCUGGGAGGUCAGUCGACCUGCGACUGGGGAUGGCACUGCGCGCUUCAGUUUCCGAACACCAAGAUCUACACGGUGACGACCAAGGCCAUCCGCCAGCUGUCCAACUCCAACAUCCGCGGCCCGCCGAACCACCGCCAGGUUGCCGUCGAACGUCUGACGCGCCUGCCCUUCGCCGACGCCCAGUUCGAUCUCAUCUCGGCCCGCGAGCUGCAUUCGAUCCUCAAGUUCGUCGGCGAGAACGGCGAGGACGAGUGGGAGAGCUGUCUGCGCGAGUGCAUGCGCGUCCUCAAGCCGGGAGGCUACCUCGAGUUCUCCCUCCUCGACUCGGACAUCGUGAACGCGGGCCCGCUCGGCCUUGCCAAGAGCGUCGAGCUCGGGUUUACUCUCAAGACGCUGGGCUACGACCCGUGCCCGACCAAGAUGUGGCUCGGCCGCCUCGCCCGCGCCGGUUUCGACGAGGUCCGCCGUGCGUGGAUGUACCUCCCCAUGGGCGAACGGCGGCCGGCUUCUUCCCCCACGACUACGUCCGGAGCUGCCAAGCCGCUCCCUGCCCUGCCGAGGGGCCUCCCCACGCCCCCGCCGUCCGACGGCGAGGGCCCACGGACAGUAACCCUGGAGGCCAUGGUUACGGGGAGCAGUGAUGCCACCACCACUGGGAGCAGCGAUGCCGCGGCGAGCAUCACGGGCCUCGCCGCGAGUUGGGUUUGGGAGCGGUGGCUCCUGCGGUGUGAGAUGGAGAAGUUGGCCGGCGAGUUGAGACUGACAGACAUCGUCACGACGGGCCGCGCCAUGACUGAGGCGGGGAAGUGUCUCGAUGGUGUGGCGGCUAUUGUCGAGGAGGGGCGGACGUGUGGCGCUGGAUGGAGGGUGUUGAACGGUUACGCGAGGAAGCCCAAGGUUGGAUCGGGGGUCAUCCCCGUCCACAUGGAUGCGUGA